This is a messenger RNA of Caenorhabditis elegans, 1209 nucleotides long. RefSeq names its product DUF38 domain-containing protein (gene fbxa-72). NCBI's taxonomy places the organism in Eukaryota, Metazoa, Nematoda, Chromadorea, Rhabditida, Rhabditidae. Bases 1 to 1092 code for a protein of 363 amino acids. The transcript has 4 exons. The record is from RefSeq and is marked reviewed.
AUGACCCUUCUCUCCGCACACUCCUCGCUUCUUGCUGACUUCGAAACCUGUGUUCGCAGAUCAUUUUUUGAUCAUUUCUUCUCACUUAUCACUUGUCAGAACGCCGCGACUUUAUAUCACUUACCGUUUUAUAAAUUUUUGCUUUCAGUUGCAAUUUCUGUAUCUAUUAGUUUGAAAGAUUUUCAGAUAAACUUUCGAAACAUGUCUGAUUCUGAUUCGGAUUCCAGCGUAGAAGAGAAUUCACAGGAUCCAAAGAUUUCCCUUAAAAUGUGUCACAGUUUGGAAGCCGCUGUUAUUGAAUUCGGAAUUCGUUUUGAUGCAAUCGCUUAUGACAUGAGAGAAGAUCACAUUAGAUUCAUUUAUAACCACGGUCCUCAAAUCAAAUACACUGAGGCAGAGAAUGGCGGUACUACUGUGAAAUGCAAUGGACAAAAACGAAUUGAAGCAGAAAACUUUGUGGACAGGGCGUUCAAGGACAUGAAAAUAGCAUUGAAGAACGUGGAAACCUUUGAAAUUAAUAACGAUACAAAAGAGAAAUACAACAUUGUCAAACAUUUUACUAAAGCUUUCAAAUCAGAAGAAAGUAUUCACACGAAGGCUAUGAUCUUUGACCGCUUCUCAAUAAGGGAUACUAUUUCUAUCCUCUCACGUGUUUAUGCACAAACGCUGGAAAACAUUCACAUGUGGCACACUGACAUUCGUGAUUUUGAUCAGUUUGAACGGAUGAUUGAAAUGGAUCAAUGGAAAAAUGCGAAAAAAUGCACAAUUUGGGAAUCCUCGUUUGACACCAAAUAUACAGAAAAUUUGUUCCAUUUUGACUCAUUUACCAUUUACCAAAUGUCCUCCAGCCUAAAAACACAGCUUGCUAUCAAAAUUAGAGACGAUGUAAUGACCAGAAGUACAUUUGAAUAUUGUAACCUACGUUACUACGAAACAGUUUACACGAAUUCACUCGAAAUUGCGAAAGUAUUCAAGCCAGACUAUGAAGGUGGCGCUGAUUUUGAAAUCGAAUAUGACAACGGUUCCAACAAAUUCAAGAUUGAGUUCAAAGUUUCUUGCAGUCCCCACUCUUUUACUAUAAAAAGAUGUUGAUUAUGAGCUUAAAGUCUAAUAGUUGAAAAAAAAGUUUUGUAUGAAUUAAUUUUUGUUUUAACACUUUAAUUUAAUUUUAAUAUUUUUAUUUUUAUUUAAUAAAUGCUUGCCACAAAA